AUUGGCGUCAAAGGAUCAAAAAAGGAAAUUAGUCUAAAAUGUUGAUGGGUUUUGGCUGGAGGCUUUCAUUGAACCUAAGCUCACAGCCUUACGCAAGCUUCAAUAUAGCUGGCAUAGCCGCCUCCGGGUCAGGGGGCCAGCCUUUCUGUGCUAUGCUGCUGGUUCUGACCAUACUUCUCAAACCCCUUCACCAUGUCAUUAAAGACUCUCCUUUUAUUCUCACCGACGUGCCUGCUAGCCAGGGCAAAAAUCUGUAACCUAACAGAUGACAUGUUCUAUCCACCCAUCCGACUGGGUUAUUCGACGAACCCGAUCUGAGUUUUCUUUUUUUUAUGAAGCUCUAGAUCUGCAAGUGAAGGGUGUUAAAUCAAGUGUUUAUGUGUUAAAAUUUCUUGAAUUUUUGGUUUCUGUGUAAAAUUUAAGUGUUUGUUUAUGUUGAAUCUUGAAUGGUUGUUUGGAAGUUGAGGAAUUAGUUAUCUGUUUGUCAGAGGGGAGAGAAUCACUCUUGUCCUGGAGAAGAAGAUGACUUUCAAAUUUUUUUUUAUAAUCAUUUUCAAUUUUUUAUUUGAUUAUUUAAGAUUUAAAAAAAAAAUGGAAUUCAGAAUU
This is a messenger RNA of Rubroshorea leprosula, 606 nucleotides long. The record is from the annotation of a GenBank genome assembly. Lineage: Eukaryota; Viridiplantae; Streptophyta; Magnoliopsida; Malvales; Dipterocarpaceae.